GGGGUGGAGAGGGAAGGGAGGAGGGAUGGGGGAGGGAAAUAGGGAGCGAGGUGUCUCCCUAGCUCGCUGCCUCUGGCAAGUGGAGUUUUUAAAAAGCUCGAGCAGAUCAUGUCAUGACGACUUCGCUGCUCCUGCAUCCACGCUGGCCGGAGAGCCUUAUGUACGUCUAUGAGGACAGCGCGGCGGAGAGCGGCAGCGGCGGCGGGGGAGGAGGUGGUGCGGGAGGAACGGGGGCCGGCUGCAGCGGAGCCAGCCCCGGCAAAGCCCCAAGCAUGGACGGUCUGGGCAGCAGCUGCCCGGCCAGCCACUGCCGCGACCUGCUUCCGCACCCGGUGUUGGGCCGCCCGCCUGCUCCUCUGGGAGCCCCUCAGAGCGCCGUCUACACGGACAUCCCGGCCCCGGAGGCGGCGCGCCAGUGCGCCCCGCCGCCGGCGCCCCCCACUUCGUCCAGCGCCACCUUGGGCUAUGGUUACCCAUUCGGGGGCAGCUAUUACGGUUGCCGCCUGUCGCACAACGUGAACCUGCAGCAGAAGCCUUGCGCCUACCACCCGGGCGAUAAGUACCCGGAGCCGUCGGGCUCCCUGCCCGGAGACGACCUGUCCUCCAGGGCCAAGGAGUUCGCCUUCUACCCCAGUUUCGCCAGCUCCUACCAGGCGAUGCCCGGCUACCUGGACGUGUCGGUGGUGCCUGGGAUCAGCGGGCACCCGGAGCCGCGUCACGACGCGCUCAUCCCGGUCGAAGGCUACCAGCACUGGGCUCUCUCCAAUGGCUGGGACAGUCAGGUGUACUGCUCCAAGGAGCAGUCGCAGUCCGCCCACCUCUGGAAGUCUCCCUUCCCAGAUGUGGUUCCCCUACAGCCUGAAGUGAGCAGCUACCGGCGCGGGCGCAAGAAACGUGUGCCCUACACUAAGGUGCAGCUGAAGGAGCUAGAGAAGGAGUAUGCGGCUAGCAAGUUCAUCACCAAAGAGAAGCGCCGGCGCAUCUCUGCUACCACGAACCUCUCGGAGCGCCAGGUCACCAUCUGGUUCCAGAACCGCCGGGUGAAAGAGAAGAAGGUGGUCAGCAAAUCGAAAGCGCCUCAUCUCCACUCCACCUGACCGCCCACCCCGCAGCCCGCCCCGUCUAUUUAUGUCGCCGCUUUGUACCAUAAUCGAACCCACGAAGGACGCUGCGCCCAUGCAGUAUUUAAUGUUAACAAGAAAGAGGACCCCGCGCCAGGAGGCCCAGAGUCUCCGAGGUUGCGCUCUGCCUUGCCCUAAAUCCCCAUUCCAUCCCCGCCCCCUCUCCCAUCCAGGGGGUACUCACCGAGCUUCAGCUGUUUUGGAGCUGGCGAGGAAGGACGUGGGCCUCUACUUCUCUGGCUGUCUCCCUUUGCCUCACCAGAAAUAGAGGAAUGGCAGCGGAGAGCCCAAUCAUUCCAACCAAAGUAGGGUUGGUGGGGGGUGUCCCAAAUGACCCUAUCCUUGCCUCAUCCUAUGCCCAAGAUGGUAGAAGACCCUUCUUAGGGGUGUGGCUUGGGCACAGGAUCUGGUGAGUUUGUACUUCCCUUCCAGUUUCUCCUUUUCCCUCUCCCUCUUGCAUUCCAUAGGCAAGAUUUUCCAGUUACGAUUUUUGUGCAUAUUUUUAAAGUCGUGUUAAUAAUAUUGAUGAUAAUUAUUGGGGACCUGGCAGCUUGAUUGG
Messenger RNA from Marmota flaviventris (yellow-bellied marmot), 1680 nucleotides. It is a transcript of the gene Hoxc13, whose product is annotated as homeobox C13. Gene Ontology annotation, biological process: regulation of DNA-templated transcription. Gene Ontology annotation, molecular function: DNA binding; DNA-binding transcription factor activity, RNA polymerase II-specific. The record is from RefSeq and is a predicted model, not a curated record. Lineage: Eukaryota; Metazoa; Chordata; Mammalia; Rodentia; Sciuridae.